AUGUCAGAUUCUGAGCUAGAAGAUGUUCCCGAGGUACACUAUGCAGACUCACCGGAGCCUGCGGACCAUGGCAAUGCACCCGAGGCUAGCGGGGAUCGUCGUGCUCGAGUCGAGGAGGUAGAAGAUGAGGGCGACAAACCGCCAUCUUCUUAUGGGCGGUAUGCCGAAGCAUAUCCUGAAGCAGGGCGCGCUGGUGCGGUAUAUCCUGAUAGGGCUCCUACGAAAUUCGAGGACAUCUUGGGAGACCAGAAGGCACGGGGCGCAGGUUUGUACGAUCCGUUUGCAGACGAGCAGGAGUGGGAGUUGGCGCGAUGGUUAGCAACACAUGUGGGCCAAACGGCCACGGAGGAGUUUCUUAAGCUUUCCAUCAUCCAGGAGCGAAUAGCCCCGACAUUCCAUAACAAUCGAGCGUUUCAACGACAGCUUGAUGGAUUGCCGACGAAGGCCGUGAACUGGGCCUGUCACACAGUCAAGAUCGCCGGGGAUAGAAAGGAUGAAGACGGGGAGUUUAUGAAGGAGGAGGUUGAGCUGUGGUCGCGAGAUCCUGUUGAAUGUGUCCGUGAGCUGAUGGGGGAUCCGACAUUCCGGGAUGUCAUGGCGUACGCACCGGAACGAGUAUAUCAAGAUGAGAGAGGGCACAUACGAAUUUUGGACGAGAUGUGGACAGCCGAUUGGUGGUGGAAGGUCCAGGAGCGAUUGCCCAAAGGGGCUACAAUAGCGCCGCUCAUUCUGUCCUCUGACAAGACAAAGCUCUCACAAUUCCGGGGGGAUAAGUCCGCAUGGCCGGUUUACCUGACAAUUGGAAAUAUCGACAAGGCGACGCGGCGACAGACGAAUGCCCAUGCCACAGUCCUGAUAGGAUACUUGCCCGUUGCCAAACUCGACUGUAUGUCUGAAAAAAUGCGAUCGUUGGCCGGUUAUCGACUCUUUCAUGAAUGUAUGGCUUGCCUCCUCGAGCCGCUGAUUGAGGCUGGACGCAACGGUGUUGACAUGACAUGCUCGGAUGGCUAUGUCCGGCGCGUUCACCCCAUCCUGGCUGCAUACGUCGCUGACCAUCCCGAGCAGUGCCUUGUGGCAUGCUGCAAGGAAAACUUCUGUCCGAAGUGCCGAGUGCCGCCAGACAAACGCGGUGAGAUGAACUUCGAUAUCCCAUCAAGAAACGCAGGAUGCACCAUUACAAUCCUCAAACAUCACUCUACGGGACGACGUGUGACAGCUUUCCAAGACGAAGGUCUGCGACCUGUCUAUGAACCCUUCUGGGCCGAACUCCCUCACUGCGACAUAUUCUCCUGCUUCACCCCAGAUCUGUUGCACCAGCUCCAUAAGGGGGUCUUCAAAGAUCACCUCGUCCAGUGGUGCGUCCGCAUCCUUGAUGAAGAGGAAGUCGAUUCGCGGUACAAGGCCAUGGCACGGCAUCACUCAGUGCGGCACUUCAAAAAUGGGAUAUCAUUUGUUUCGCAGUGGACUGGGACCGAACAUAAGGAAAUGGAGAAGGUUUUCGUACCAAUGCUAAGUGGCGCUAUUCAACCUCGAGCGCUACAGGCGGCACGUGCGGUUGUUGACUUCAUUUACUUCGCAUCAUUCCAUCAGCAUACUUCGGAAAGCCUGGGACGCAUGGAACAAGCACUGGCGGACUUUCAUGAGUACAAGGACAUCUUUAUAACCCUAGGACGGCGAGACCACUUCAACAUACCAAAGCUACACUCGAUGCUACACUACCUGGCGGCCAUUCGACUUCUUGGUUCUUGCGAUGGCUACAAUACGGAAUCGCCGGAGCGGCUACACAUCGACUACGCGAAGGAUGCUUAUCGCGCAAGCAACAAGCGUGACUACACGGAGCAGAUGGCGCGCUGGCUUUCGCGGCAAGAGGCAGUCACGGAGUUCGACAAGUAUAUCAGGUGGGCGAUAGCCGGCCCUCUCGUGGCUCAGGAUUCAAGUGAUGAGGACACGAACUCGGAUGUCGACGCCAGUCAUGUCGCGCGCGCUCCAGCUGCACCACGACUGGCGGUUGCGACGUACCUUGAUCACCAGCUAUCCCUUCCUCGACACCCCAGCGUCCCAUCGGUAACUGUCGACUGUAUUCAGCGAGACUACAAGGCCGAGUUCUUCCUGGAUGCGCUGAGUGUCUACCUGAACAAGAUGCGUCCUGCCGACGCUCGACACCUGUUAUCUCCUAACGGUGUUGAUCGCUUUGACGUGUACAAACAAGUUACAAUUGUGCGGCCCAGGGUCCCGGUGAUUACGAAUGCACUUAAGCUUCGGGACAAGGUGCGCGCUGUUCCUGCAAAGCGCGCGAAACGAGGGACAGCCCUCAUCCCCGGACAUUUCGACAUGGCUCUAGUUCGGGUGGAGGGUGUGUCGUCAUUGAACCCUCAUACAGCUGGAACCUUCCUGGAAGGUCUCCAAGCGGCUCAGGUGCGGCUCUUGUUCCAGCUGCCGGAAUACCUCAGGUAUCAUCCUCGGCAGCCAGUGGACUUAGCAUAUGUUGAAUGGAUGACACCGUUCAGCGCGCAAGAUCCACUAACAUACACACAUUCCGUAUCCCGCUCAACACGCCGUGGUGGGCAGCGUAAUGCGGAGAUCAUUCCGAUUAGCCGGAUCGUACGUAGUUGUCACUUGAUCCCUAAGUUCGGGACGGAGUGCAAUCGUGCAUGGACUGCUGACAUUGCUGUGGAGAACUGUAAGUCAUUUAUCUUGAACCGGUGGCUGGAUGUUGCAACCUUUUAUGAGUUCCAGCCACGCGAUUUCUAUGCACUACGUCUGUAA
Gloeophyllum trabeum ATCC 11539 is the source of this 2766-nucleotide messenger RNA. RefSeq lists its product as uncharacterized. The coding region runs from base 1 to 2766 and encodes 921 amino acids. The record is from RefSeq and is a predicted model, not a curated record. Lineage: Eukaryota; Fungi; Basidiomycota; Agaricomycetes; Gloeophyllales; Gloeophyllaceae. The transcript has 5 exons.